Molecule: messenger RNA, 983 nt
Organism: Anopheles cruzii
Lineage: Eukaryota; Metazoa; Arthropoda; Insecta; Diptera; Culicidae
Exons: 1
Coding region: 150-710 (186 amino acids)
Source: RefSeq, a predicted model, not a curated record
CGUUUUGAUACAAUUUUGUACCUGUGUUGUGGCCGGAAAAACGAAGCACGUAAUAUUUUGACAUUGAGCAAGUGUUACAUUUCGCCGUUGUGCGCCCUUUUAUUGGGGCAGCAAAGUACUCUGGCACCGGAACGCAGCUGUGGAGCGAGAUGAGUGAAGUCCGAACGCCACCAAAGACCGUUAACCACCGCCGAUCGUUGGGCAAGGGUUGUUCGUACGAUUCGUCCUCGGACGAGGAUGGCUGUUUAUCGCCGUUCAACGCGUCCCAGGACGGUGAGGCACCUUUCACGGGAGCCUCAGGCCUGCUCGAUGAGAUGCCACCGUUUACUGCCGAAUCUCUGUCACCAUCGGCCCGAUCGUUGUCGCCUAUCGAACGAGAAUCCUUCGAAUCGAGCAGCCCAACAUCGGGACAUGAGCAGUACAGCGGGUGCAGUACGCCGGUGGGGAAGGACACGGAGUCGGGCCGUCAACCGCCGGAAGCUGGAGGCUGGGUUACGCUGGACGAAUUACAUGCCCGCAUCGGAUUGACGCCACCCGAUUUGCACGCCUCCCGGACGCGCCUCAAUUUAGAAACCAUCUUUGAGGGCGUGUUUCUGGAGACUCCACCAAAGAAAGAGUUUCAAUCCGUGGGGAACCUGCUACGCCGGUCGAUCAAAAACAGGGCAAUACAGUUCGAAAAGGUAGACCAGAAGGAAUCCACGGCAAACUAGCGGCCAUGUGUUCCUAGCUGUUAGAUAGCUAGACGAUGAAUGAACGUCGGAAGGGUUGCCAAAAGAGAGACCAAGAGGAAAGCCGAAGCUGGGCUUCUUUUUAUUCCUAAUCUAAGCGUGUAAAAAGAAAUCGAAAAAUCGCACGAUGGGUAGUUUUAUUGCAAUCUAUAUUAGCCAUAAGUUCAACGGAUAUCGACAUUCGUGCCUUGAAUGAAUGCGAUUGCGCACUCAGCUGUUCCAUAAAUAUUACGUCCACUUUCGGAAUUAGGAAUU